UUAACACAGUGACACUCACCCGUCUCUCAAAUAGACUGAAAACAGUGUUCACAAGUCACAAUUUCAGAGGAAACUUCGAAUUACUCUUCAUUAUUAGUUCACUGGGAGCCACAGAGAAUCUCUCGCUCAGGAUGGCAUCGAUGGUGGUCCAGCUGAUGGGAAUGUUUCUGGGAAUCGUCGGCUGGUGUUUGGAGUCCAGUUGCAUCAACUCAGCCGUGUGGAGGAGAGCCAGUCACGGAGAGGCUGUGAUGACGUCCAGCUCUCGGUAUGAAGGCCUGUGGAUGUCGUGUGCGUCUAACUCGCUCGGAGCCUCACAGUGUCAGAGAUUCAAGACCGUUCUGGGACUUCCAGGAUACAUCCAGGCCUGUCGGGCUCUGAUGAUAAUCGCUCUGAUUCUGGGUUUGCUGGCUGUUAUUCUGGCCGUGAUGGGACUCAAGUGCACUAAACUGGGCAGCACAUCUGAGGAGACGAAAGGGAAGAUCAGCCUGACCGCCGGGAUCAUGUUCAUCCUGUCAGGUGUGUGUGUUAUGGUGGCCGUGUCGUGGUACGCCGUUCGAGUCGUUCAGGAGUUUUAUGAUCCUUUUUAUGGAGGAACAAAGUAUGAACUGGGAGCCGGUCUGUAUCUGGGAUGGGCGGCAGCAGCUCUGGAAAUAAUAGGCGGAGCAAUCCUCUGCACUUCCUUCAAGAGCUCAAGACCUGCACAAACACGGAGUCUCAACUAUAACUACAUCGCUUCACAGCCGCAGAAGAUCUACAGAUCAGCCCCGUCAGAAAACAGCGUCUCCAAAGCUUACGUCUGAGUGUUUGCCUUUCCCUUUUUUGUACAAGGAUGUGUGUAUUUUUAUUGUACUUGCAUUUUAGAAGUCAAUGCAUUGAGCUUAUUUACAUGACUUUGUAUGAUUCAUCAGUGAUUAUUUCAUAACAUCAAAGCGUAAAAUAACGUUCUCAGCUUAUAUGAAAAGACUUCAGUUAGAGAUUUUUGCAUUUCAGAUUUUCGUUUAUUACUCAGUUCUGAUAUGAAACACUCACUUUAGGAAUAUUAUAGUGAAAUGAAACCAAAACCUUUGAAAAAAUAAACUUUUGUUACAUUAAAUAAACUUUCACUGAAAUU
Molecule: messenger RNA, 1111 nt
Organism: Carassius auratus (goldfish)
Lineage: Eukaryota; Metazoa; Chordata; Actinopteri; Cypriniformes; Cyprinidae
Product: claudin-15-like
Exons: 6
Coding region: 132-800 (222 amino acids)
Cellular component (GO): bicellular tight junction; membrane
Molecular function (GO): structural molecule activity
Source: RefSeq, a predicted model, not a curated record